AUGCAAUCCUCCGCCCCACCCACGGACGUCCUCUCCAAGCGAGCCCACACCGAAGCAGCCCUGUCGCAAAUCCGCAACCGCGCCGCCGCGACGAGCACUUUGCCGACGAUCGAUUUCACCGUCCACGUCAACGAUGAAGGCCAGACCUUCUCCACCACCCAACGCGUCGUCAAGGAAGUGCAGGCUCCCGCCGUGCACAAACCGACGGAGCAACAGUUUUGGCACGAUGAGACGAGGACCAAGCCUGACAUCGCGUUCUUGAAGAAUCAUUUCUAUCGCGAGGGAAGAUUGACGGAGGAACAGGUUCGUUUGGCCAGUCGUGGUGGCGGCGCAUGCUCCUUCCUCGCCCCCCCCCCCCCGCCCUGUGGCAUCAGCAUGGGUCGCAAAGGUCGUAAAGACUGAUCGCGGAUCUACGCUGCUCUAGGCCCUGUGGAUCCUAACAACGACCUCGGAGAUCCUCAAGUCCGAACCCAACUUGCUCGAGGUCGACGCGCCCAUCACCGGUUCGUCUCUCACCUCCCUGCGUCUGCCUUGCCCGUGCUCACCUCAGUUUGUGUCCGUUCUCCGUCCAGUUUGCGGUGAUAUUCAUGGACAAUACGUGAGUCCUUCAGACAUUAUGCGUUCUCGCCGUUCCACCAUUCCCCGCGCCAGUAAUCGUCCGUUCUCUGUUCCGCCCGCCGCCCCACACGCACCACCCCUCCACGCUCCUCUCAUCGGCUCCAACUGUCCUCCUUCCUUCAUGACCCUUAACCAUCCCUUUCUCCCCUUUUGUGAUUACAGUAUGACUUGAUGAAGCUGUUCGAAGUCGGUGGUAACCCCGCCGAGACGCGGUAUCUCUUCCUGGGCGAUUACGUCGACCGGGGCUACUUUUCCAUCGAGGUCAGUGCACGCACCGCGAGCCCGCUUAUCCCCAUGCCCCCCCUAGUGUCUGACCUCCCGGAGCCUCGUUCAUGCAGUGCGUUCUCUACCUCUGGGCACUCAAAAUCUGGUACCCCAAAACUCUCUUCUUGCUUCGAGGCAACCACGAAUGUCGACAUUUGACCGACUACUUUACCUUCAAACUAGAAUGUGAGCCGAUCGCAACCCGAUCACGAGCAAAUCUCUGCGUUCUUGAGCGCUCAUACGUUCUUGCCGUCUUUGACUCACACAGGCAAACACAAGUAUUCCGAGACGGUGUACAACGCUUGCAUGGAAUCCUUCUGCACGCUCCCUCUCGCGGCGGUCAUGAACAAGCAAUUCUUGUGCAUUCACGGAGGACUCAGUCCUGAACUCAACACCCUCGAUGAUCUGCGAACGGUCCGUGGUUCUGCUUCCUCAUUGCUUCCCUUUUGAUGAGGCUGACGGUUGAGGCUCUGAUUCCGGGUGAUACAGGUCAAUCGAUUUCGAGAGCCGCCAACACACGGCCUGAUGUGCGAUCUGCUGUGGGCUGAUCCGCUAGAGGAAUUUGGCAACGAGAAGAACAGCGACGGAUUCGUACACAACCAUGUGCGGGGUUGUUCGUAUUUCUUCACGUGCGUUGGAGAACGCUUUGUCUAGAUCUGCGUGAGAGCAACGCGAUUGCUCAUAAAGACCUCUGUCUGUACAGAUACACCGCGGCGUGCCAAUUCCUCGAGCGCAACGGUCUGCUGGCGAUCAUCCGAGCGCACGAGGCCCAGGAUGCAGGGUACCGCAUGUACCGCAAGACCAAGACGACCGGUUUCCCCUCGGUGAUGACCAUCUUCUCGGCACCCAACUAUCUCGACGUGUACAACAACAAGGCCGCCGUGCUCAAGUACGAGAACAACGUGAUGAAUAUCCGCCAGUUCAACUGCACGCCCCACCCGUACUGGCUGCCUAACUUUAUGGACGUCUUCACGUGGAGUUUGCCCUUUGUGGGAGAGAAGAUCACGGAUAUGUUGAUUGCCAUGUUGGGGAUUUGCUCCAAGGAGGAGUUGGAUGAGGAGGAUGAGAUGGAGGAGGAUCAGAUUGAGGAAGGUGAAGAGGGUGAGAGUGGAGAGGAAUUGAGCGGUCAGUUCAUACUCGGGCCAGCCUUACGGGUAACGUCACUGACGAUGGUUUCGGUCCUUACGUGGCUUCACAGAGGAAGAAGCGGCCAUGCGUCGACAACAGAUUAAAAACAAAAUCUUGGCCGUCGGCAAAAUGUCCCGACUGUUCUCGGUCUUGCGAGAAGAGUCGGAAUCCGUUUCCGAACUCAAGAACGUGUCCGGUGUUUCGGGCGUUUUGCCCUCGGAUGCGCUCGCGAACGGUGCCGAUGGUAUCAAGGACUCGAUCACAAACUUUAUCGACGCUCGCAAGUCCGAUAUCGACAACGAGCACUUGCCGCCUGAUCUCAUCGACCCUGAGGACUUUAUCUCGUCUGGACCUGGAUCAUCGGCCGGUGGGUCCUUCUCGGAUCCCGCUUCCCCGUCCACGGAGGAGCCGAUGCAGACCUCGUCGCCGAUCGAGCGCACGGCUUCCCCAUCGUCCAUGGACGGUGUUUCCCCUUCGAGCCCGAAGAGUGGGCCAACCUCCCCGAGCCUACCCUCUUCCAACUCAUUACCCGGAUCCGCAUGGCCCGGCGUGCUCGAAUCGCCCAAAGCCGACAACGCCAGCGCGCGCUUCCGCAAAGGCCACGGUAGGCAGAGUUCGCUCGGUACGACGAGGACCAGUCCGUCGACGCGUCGUCGCAGUCUGGAGAACACGAUGGUCAUGAUGCGCGAGGCGAUGAGCAAGAACGAUUCGUCUAUGGAGGAACUGGCGGAGAAAGUAGCGGCUGGGGCCGAUGCGCCGAGCUCGCCGCAGAGGUCACCGAGGAACUCGAUUUCGGGUGCACCCGGCUCGCCAAGAUCACCAACGAGAUCAUCGGGCUAG
Messenger RNA from Microbotryum saponariae, 2850 nucleotides. NCBI's taxonomy places the organism in Eukaryota, Fungi, Basidiomycota, Microbotryomycetes, Microbotryales, Microbotryaceae. The record is from the annotation of a GenBank genome assembly.